CAAAACCCAAACCCAAUUCAAAUUCACCAUUCAUCCAUCCACUAUCAACCAUCAACCAUCAAAGCAUACUAUCACUAUCACAGUCUAUCACACUAUCUUACAACCAUACAUCAUCAAAUCAUUUAAUUCAUCAUGAAAGUACUCAGAAGGUCACUUCACAAAGAAAAAGAUAAAUCAAGUUCACCCUCAAGACAAUCAUUCUCUCCUUCUCAACAAUCUUUUGGUGCUUCAAUCUUAACAUCUCAACAUCCACCUCCACCUCCUCUCACAAAACCUAUCUCGUCUCAAUCAAUUCCUAACUCAAGAGCUCCAACCGGUCCUCCUACUAUGGUCAUCAGAGCUAUUUCAAAUUACAAAGCUAAACGGAUCGUAGAAAUCUCAUUUCAAAAGGGUGAUUUCUUUCAUGUAGUCGGUCAAAGGGAAGAUUCAGAAGGUGAUUGGUUUGAAGCUUCAAAUCCGGCUACUGGGGCUCGUGGAUUAGUACCUAGAUUUGGGUUUGAAAUCUUUGGAAAACCUCCUUCUCAAUCUAAUUUACAUACUCCUCGUCAUUCGGAAUUUAAUCAACAACAACAAACUCAUCAACAUCAUCGAUCUCUUAAUCAAUCUAUCUCUCUUGGGGCUCAACCUCUUUCUGCUGGUCCUAAGAGUGCUGGUAGUAAUGGUCAAAAAAGUCAACCACUCUAUGGUGUCGUUCAACACGAUUUCGUUGCUGAAAGACCAGAUGAGCUCGAUGCAAAGAGGGGUGAACCUAUCAUUGUGAUUGCUCAAUCUAAUCAUGAAUGGUUUGUAGCUAAACCUAUUGGCCGUCUCGGUGGUCCCGGUUUAAUCCCAGUUUCAUUUGUAGAAGUACAAGAUCUAACAAGUGGUAAAGCAUUACCACCAGAUCGAGUCAAAGAAUUAAUCAGAAGUGCAGUAGUACCUAAAGUAGAAGAAUGGAAAAAAGCCACAGCAGCAUACAAAGGCAAUAGUAUUCCAUUAGGACGAUUUGAUUUUGUACCUGAUUCAUCACCUUCUACGCCACAUUCAUCAAAUCGACCGUUCAGUAAUGAUGGACAAUCACAACAUAUGUCAUCAAGAUCAGUUUCGGCUACACAUUCUAGACAACAAUCAUUUGGAAUGAAUCCAAUUCAAGUUACACAGAGUGGUAGAAGUUCACAACAAACUAAUUAUCAAACUCAUCAUUCUAGAGAACCAUCGAAUAGUGUAGCAGCUUGGCAACAACAACAACAACAACAUCAACAACAUCAUCAGUCUAUGGGACAUCGAUCUAAUCCAUCUGAAGUUCAAUAUGAUUUAGAAGAUGAACCGGAAGGAUCUACUCAGGAAGGAGACGGAUAUGCAACAGUAGAUGAACUUAGGGAAAGGUAUGGAGUCGUAGUGCAUGCAUCAGUUGAAUCAUUUCAUCAUGAACAAGGACAUUUUUGGUUUCAUUUACGAGCCCAUUUUAGUCGAAAUUCCUCAAGUGAUUUAAACUCGAAUGAAACCACGGUUUUAGUUCUGUAUAGAUUAUAUGAAGAUUUUUAUGAAUUUCAUUUAGCAUUAGUUGAAAUGUUUUCAGCUUCAGAAGAUCAAUUACCUAAAAUACCUGAAAUGAUUGAAGAUGUCAAUGAAUUAGUUUGUGCAAGAAGAGUAGAAGAAUUAUCGGUUUAUCUUGAAGAGUUGUGUAGGAUGGAAGAAGAGAUUCGAGAAUGUGAAUUGGUUUAUGAGUUCUUAGGACCUAGAGAAGGAGAUGUUGAAUUAGAAGGAGAGGUAGGAGGAGCAGGAGCAGGAGGAGGAGUUGAGAUGAGUUUGAAUCGAUCACAAGAAGAAGUGGAAGGAGAAGUAGUGGAGUAUUUAUCGAAGAUGAAUAAAGAAGAAGGUAACCGAUUAGAAGAGUUGAUGAAUGGAUUGACGACUCGGGAUGAAGAGAAUGGGAUGAGAGAGAUGGAAGGUAGAAAGGUUGGACAUAAAGAAUCGAAUGGAUCGAUUCAAACUGCCUUUGAUGGAACUUCUACUCAUUCACAUCCUUAUCAACAUCAACAUCAACAUCAACAUAGCACCAGUAUUGAUUCGAGAAGUGGAACGAGUACGCAGAACAAGAACCCAACCGGAUUAGGCGUCACAUUAGGAACUCAUAAUCCUAAUCCAACACAUCAACAAGGAAACUUUUUAAAGAUUAAAAUCUAUCAAAUCGAAACAGAUGAUUUGAUUGCGAUUCGAGUACCUACUCAUAUCAAUUAUCUUGAAUUGUUUAAAAGAGUUAAGGAAAGAAGUGGACAUCAAAUUCAUUCAUUAAGGUUUAAAGAUGAAUCUGGUAUUGGGUUUUCUACGGGUCAAACUUUACCGAUUUAUAAUUCUUUGGGACAUCGAUUGGUUGGGAUUGAUAAUGAUUCAGAUUUGGAAAGAUGGAUUGAUUCGGGUAAUAAAUUGGUACUUUAUGUUGAAUGA
This is a messenger RNA of Melampsora larici-populina 98AG31, 2427 nucleotides long. RefSeq lists its product as uncharacterized. NCBI's taxonomy places the organism in Eukaryota, Fungi, Basidiomycota, Pucciniomycetes, Pucciniales, Melampsoraceae. Gene Ontology annotation, molecular function: phosphatidylinositol binding; protein binding. Gene Ontology annotation, biological process: conjugation with cellular fusion. The transcript is spliced from 4 exons. Bases 133 to 2427 code for a protein of 764 amino acids. The record is from RefSeq and is a predicted model, not a curated record. Gene Ontology annotation, cellular component: mating projection tip.